ACGUCCCCCCGGCCGGUAAGCCAUAAUGCAGUUCACCUUUGCAGAAGCUGCUGUCGGUAGUUGGUAGUCCUUUUCCGCCAAUUCGCCUGCAACAGACUCUUCAUCGAGACCGCUCUAGUGCCAACAGUUUCGCUAUUAUCGAUAUCGCGAAAGCACUCGGCUUUGUUUUGAUUACCGGUGAGUGGUACCAUUGUGUUUAAUACCCGUAAAAGAGAGCCUCUACCUCAAAAGAACUGAUUCCAAGAAGGCGAGGCAGCAGCAAUGGCGAGUAUAUCGAGAUGGUACAACAACUUUAUGAACGAAUAUCAAGAUCCAUGGACACGAGAUUGGUUUAUGGUUGGCAGUCCAGGCAAAUUGGCUUUAAUUCUCAUUUUUUACGUAUAUUUCUGCACUAAAAUUGGGCCUAGGAUAAUGAAAAAUCGAAAACCGUUGCAACUCACCAAAACAAUUCAGUUCUAUGACAUUAUUCAAGUUAUACUCAACGUCUAUUUAGUUUAUGAGGGUAUCAAAUGUGGUUGGGGAACAACGUAUCGCUUUGCUUGCGAACCUAUAGAUUAUUCAGGAUCGGAGGUUGGACUGAGAAUGAGAAGAGGAGUGUGGCUUUAUUACAUGGUUAAAUUGACAGACCUGCUGGAUACCGUAUUCUUUGUGCUUAGGAAAAAAUACAAUCAAAUUACCUUUUUACAUAUUUAUCAUCACACGCUUAUGCCAUUCUGCGGCUUCAUUGGAAUAACAUUUGUUCCAGGUGGUCAUGGUUCACUCAUGGGUCUAAUAAAUUCGUUUAUUCACAUUAUCUUGUAUGCCUAUUAUUUUCUGGCAGCGUUUGGUCCCGAAAUUCAAAAAUAUUUAUGGUGGAAGAAAUACGUAACUAAACUACAAUUAGUUCAGUUCUUUAUUAUAUUUGUACACAAUCUGCAAGUGCUUCCUCGCGAGUGUUCUUACCCCAAAUUCUUCAACUUCCUUCUGGCAGUGCAAGCUGGAUACUUCACAUAUCUUUUUGGUUCGUUCUACAUUAGAGCCUACAUUGAGAAGAAACCACAAACGACUAUUAUAAAAGAGGUUACAGCUAAUGGCACAACAAAUCAUAUUUCUAAUGGACAUGUAAAAGGAAAGGAUGAAAACUUAAACGAGAAAAAAUCUAGUUAAUAUUAGUAUGUAAAUAGAACUUUUAAUUAAUAUAAUGAUAGUAAUUGUUUAAAAUCCACUGAGUUGAUUACGGAAUCAGUAGCUCAUAUCUGACAAUGACCGAUGCUAUCCAUAACUAGAAAUGUGUUCAAGAAGUAAUUUGAUAUAUUUACAAAAAAAGUGUAAUCUAUCUUUGAACUCUUAAUGAAUUAAUUAUUGGAGCUGGUAAUACACGAACGUAUAUUUAUGUUCUGACUAGAUUAUAAGUACAACUUCUGAACGAGUUAGCAGAUUAGUGAUCUCGCUAGUCCAGUUUAACUCUAAAAAUGUUUUCUUUUAUUAAUAGUUAAUUAAGAAGUUCAAUAUAUUUUUACAUCCGUGUAGAGCAUCGGAACACGGGAUAUCCUAUGUUGUAAAUUUUGAAAAGGUCAAAUAUUAUCUACCUAGAGAAUUUUAUGUAAAGUUUGGUUUGGUUAAAGGCGUUAAAGUUUUAAAUUCGUUUCAUUUGAAGGUCGCAUUUAAAUAUUAUUUGCAAAAGUCUACCUUCAAGUUAGUAACGUUUACAAUAUUGGCCAGAGAAAGUCUACUUUAAUUACAAGGAAAAAUGUGUCAUUGUCAUUGUCAAAUUCAAUGCCACAUUUUGUUUACAAGAAUAUAUAACAAGAAUUUGAAUGUACCGAUUAGAGUGGAAACUGCCCAUAAGGACAAUGUAAACACUAUUUGGCGCUAUUCUUGCAACGGUCGCGACCCAAAGCUUUUGAUAAUUUUGGAGCGAUUCGGCUUUUUCCGGAAUUAUAU
Molecule: messenger RNA, 1923 nt
Organism: Sitophilus oryzae (rice weevil)
Lineage: Eukaryota; Metazoa; Arthropoda; Insecta; Coleoptera; Curculionidae
Product: elongation of very long chain fatty acids protein 7-like
Exons: 7
Coding region: 262-1146 (294 amino acids)
Biological process (GO): fatty acid elongation, monounsaturated fatty acid; fatty acid elongation, polyunsaturated fatty acid; sphingolipid biosynthetic process
Cellular component (GO): endoplasmic reticulum membrane
Molecular function (GO): fatty acid elongase activity
Source: RefSeq, a predicted model, not a curated record